Acyrthosiphon pisum (pea aphid) is the source of this 2175-nucleotide messenger RNA. RefSeq lists its product as uncharacterized. The transcript has 8 exons. Gene Ontology annotation, biological process: nuclear migration along microtubule. Gene Ontology annotation, molecular function: actin filament binding; lamin binding. NCBI's taxonomy places the organism in Eukaryota, Metazoa, Arthropoda, Insecta, Hemiptera, Aphididae. Bases 323 to 1915 code for a protein of 530 amino acids. Gene Ontology annotation, cellular component: nuclear membrane. The record is from RefSeq and is a predicted model, not a curated record.
UAUUUUGCUUUUACUUUUUAUCACGAUUUAAGAUAUCUUAAAUCGUGCUUUUUAUUUUACGAAACUUAACCUAAACGAACAGAUUACAAAUCGUUUCAAAAGUGAUAACAACAACGUCCAUAACCGGGCAAAACUACCGAAUCACAAAUCACAAUAUUACCGUCUUAAAUUAGUAGACUCGUAAUUAUUACUAGUUUCGAAUUUUCGAUUGUUUCGUUUUUAAUUUACUUGCCAGUCGCUGAAAACCGUUAAUAUGAAGUAAUAGACUAUAGAGUACAUUCACAACAGUCAUCAAUCCAUUCAAUUCGAGCCUCGAGAUAUUAUGGACCUGCUCAAGAAAUAUUUCAAUAACGAUUCUUUAUUUCCUUUCGUUUCAGAUUAUGUCACAAAUUAUUUUAAUUAUAUCAAUGAAAAACCAGUACCAUCAGUCCUGGCACCUAUAACAAUAACUCUUUUCUGUUACUAUGUCUACAUUUAUGUAAGAAAAUUUUAUCCAAUCUAUGUAAAUUGUUGGUUUUGCAAUGCCAAUUUUAAAGUUGCUUUUGAGGACCGAUUUGAAUUUUCAUGCAUUGAAUGUGGACAGUUUAAUGGUUUUAAAGAGGAUGGAAGCUAUAGCAAAUCAAUUCCUGAGCAACAUGAUCAAAGGUACAACAGGGCAGUUUUUUCUGUGAUCCAAGAAGAUGUUAAGGAAAAUAAAAAUGGUUUGUGUCAUAAAUGUAAUAUUAUUCAAGAAAUGAAAGUGAAACAGUUAGCUUGUUUCGUACCUACAAGAGAAAGAAACUUUGAUAGAGAAAUUGAAAAGUUCAAGGAAAACUUGGAAGCAACAUUAAAGUUAUGUUCCAAAUGCAAUCAAUACACUCAAAAAGUUCUAUCACUGCAAGAACAACGUUACAACUUGAGAUCAACUAAAAUAAAUAAUAAUCAAAAAGGUAUGCAUUAUGUUGGUGUCUGGCCUGAUAUAUGUUCACUGUCUUUAUCAUUUAUUGUAUUUGUACUCUCUUCUGGUGUUGAGAAUUAUUUGGGUGAUUGGGCAGCACAACAUUUAGAUCCAUUGAUAUCCCAAAAUAGUGCUGUAACGCUAACGCGCUCAAUUGGAAUGAUUAGCCUAGGUGGUACAUCAUGCCAAGUUUAUCACUGUUUGAGUACAUUGGACAAAUUGAGCGCCAUAACUAUGUUCUUAUGGUCAUUAUUAUGCGUUAUCAAUAAUUUUGAACAUUUUGAACAUUUAAAACCUAAACUUCUCAUUUCUGCUAUUAUAGUAUUCCUAUCGUCUGUAUCUGUACUCAGAAAAUUGACAAAAAAACAAAAAAUUGAACAAACAAGUAUUAAACUGGAGGAUGAAAAAUGCAGAAUCAAUAAUACAAAUUAUUAUGAUACUAGUGCAAAUGGAUCAAAUAAAGACAGUGAUGAAUCAGAAAUGAUGGACAUUGAUCAUAUUGGGGAGUUACCUAAAAGUCGACAAAAGAAAUUGAAUAAGACUGUCGAUAAUCUGUUCCAAGGAAUGAAACUCAAUGAAAACCGUGGUUUCAAAAAUAAUAUACUUCGACCACCAAAAUUUUUAAUGCCUGGUAAACGUGACAAGUUUGUAGGGUAUGCUGAGUCUUCUCCUGGGUAUUAUUCCUCGUAUUCUGUGAAAGACGAUUAUGAUUUUGAUACGCAGAGCAUUUACUCCCAACACAGUUUUAGACCACAGUAUUCGCCUAUGUGUCACCAGCCUGUUUCACCGUACACAUAUUAUGCUCUGCCACACCACCAAAAUAGUCCUUUAAACUUAUCACAUUCGUCAAACACUUCAAACAUACAGCAUACUUCAGAUUGGCCAAAGAUGUUGAUGUACUCAAUUCCUGGAGUUAUAUUACUUGCUCUGCAAUGUUACUUGUUGCACGACAUUAAAGACUACAUGAAACAAAAGUGAGAUUAGAUUUAAAUUUUUAUCUUAAUAUAAUGAACUGGACAUAUUUUGUAAAUAUUAACUGUAACACUGCUAUUGUUGUUUCUUAAAUAUGUUAACUUAUAAGUGUUCUUAAUGUAUAAAGACUGUUAACAUUUAUCAUUAUUUUGUUAACAUUUUUGUAAGAAAAUUUUUUGUUAGUUUUUUUUUCUACCUCGUAAACUCAUCUGUAUAAACUUUGAUUUAAUUUUUAAUAAAUUCUUCCAGUCAUUAUUUUCAUAGAA